Molecule: messenger RNA, 297 nt
Organism: Microsporum canis CBS 113480
Lineage: Eukaryota; Fungi; Ascomycota; Eurotiomycetes; Onygenales; Arthrodermataceae
Exons: 3
Coding region: 1-297 (98 amino acids)
Source: RefSeq, a predicted model, not a curated record
AUGGCGAGAGACGAGGAGUCGCCUGCAGGUUUCCGAAUGAAAAGCAAUCCUUUCGUGAUUCGAGUAACAUCCAAACAAGAAAGCAAUUGUAAGUUUAGUAAACUGGCCUUCCGGCUAGAUCAAAUAAAUGUUUUAGGCCGGGCGGAAAGCGUAGCAAUUAGGAGAGGAAAAGACACAUUGAUUACCCAUGGUAUUAUAGGUGAGCCACUAGAGGAUAUAAAACAGAAAUUGGGCAAUAAAGCUCACCCAUUAUUCAAGGAUACAUCCCGAUAUAUCGAUAUAUGGUGUAUCAGUUAA